Molecule: messenger RNA, 1587 nt
Organism: Leptopilina boulardi
Lineage: Eukaryota; Metazoa; Arthropoda; Insecta; Hymenoptera; Figitidae
Gene: Cyt-b5-r
Product: cytochrome b5-related protein-like
Exons: 6
Coding region: 183-1463 (426 amino acids)
Biological process (GO): lipid metabolic process
Cellular component (GO): mitochondrion
Source: RefSeq, a predicted model, not a curated record
AAAAACUUAUAUAUAAUUCUUUGGCAAAAUCUACAAUCAGUCAUUGAUAUGUUGCUUCGAUGAUACUAAUAAAGAGAUAUAAGCAAAUAAUAGAAAAUUAGAAAUUUUACUGUUGUGAUAUGAUUUAAAUUUGGCAAAUUUUUAAUAUAUACAGGGAAUUUUUUUAUUAAUAUUUGAAAAUAAUGGGAAAAUUAAAAAGUACAAUACCAGGCUUAGGAUAUCCUUCAGGUCGUGAUUUUUUUUUAAAAUCUGGCCACGGAUUUCUUGAGGGACGAAAAAUUGACGAUGGUGCCGAAGGACUUUGGCGUAUUAGAAAUGGAUUGUAUGAUCUUGAAAAAUGGUUACAUAAACAUCCAGGAGGUGCUGAAUGGCUCACCCUAACAAAAGGCACCGAUAUCACUGAAGCUUUUGAGUCUCAUCAUCUCACCGAUAGGGCUGAAAAUCUUUUACCCAAAUUUUACGUUCGUGAAGCAAAAAAUCAACGCUCAGUUGCAUUCACAUUUAUGCCCGAUGGAUUUUAUCGAAAAUUCAAAAAACGUGCAUUACUUGCCUUGAAAAAUGUGGAUUUUCAUUAUCCAGCAAAACAAACAAAUUUAAUUGCCGAUUUUCUCGUUACUUCGGCAAUUAUUUUUUCACUAUUGGCAACAAAAUUUUGGCUGUCAAUUAUCUUUGCCGCACUAUUUUUAUCAUGGUCUGUUGUAAUUGGUCACAAUUAUCUUCACAUGAGAGAUAGUUUUCGAAUGUUUUACAUGGAUUUGAGUUUUUUUUCAACAAGAGAAUGGCGAAUAACACAUGUAUUGAGUCAUCAUAUGUAUCCAAAUACAAUUUGGGAUGUGGAAAUUUAUGCUCUUGAACCAUUCUUUAAUUGGUUGCCAAAUAAAAGGAAAUCGUUUAUUGGCAAAUAUAUAUCGAUUGUUAUUACACCGGUUGUUUAUUGUUUGGCAUUAAUUGGUCAGAUAAUAAAAAGAUAUUAUCUCGUUUUUCGUGUAUGGAAAAAGUUCGAUAUUAGAGAUUUAAUUCCCUUUAUUUUACCACUGUUAAUGUGUAUUGUAGCGCCAAAUUUUGCAACUGCUAUCAAAACAUGGAUAAUUAUUAUAUUUGUCACUAGUUUAAUUUUUCAUUUUAUUGGAUUUAAUGCCGCUCAUCAUCAUCCUGAUAUUUUUCACGAUGGUGAUAUUCCGAGAAAAGAUCAAGAUUGGGGUCUAUUGGAAUUGGAUGCUGUGCGUGGAAGAGAAAUUGUGGACGAUUCACUAUUCUUGGCGUUAACUAAUUUUGGAUCGCACACGCUACAUCAUCUUUUGCCAACUGUUGAUCACGCAUAUUUACCUCUCUGUUUAGAUGCAUAUUAUGAAACAUGCAAGGAAUUCGGAUUAAAUCCCGAUGACAAGAUGACCUACUGGCAACAUGUCAAGGGUCAAUUUCAACAACUAACACGCAUUGAAUCCAAAUAUAAUUCAAGAUAAGACAAUUUUAAUUUUGUCAUACACUAUAUAGUGUAAUAUAAAUAAAAGUGUAUUUUAAAUUUAAAAAAAAAUUAAAAAAAAAAAAAAUAAAUGAUGAUAAAUAAUAAAAUUUUUGCAAAAGAAA